AUGAGGAAUUGUCUAAUGAGUGGAAAAGAGGAAGGAGAAUUAGUUUUUGAAGGUGUUUAGAGUGUUUUUAGUUUGAUUUGUAAUGUUUUUGGUUUUCCUUGGGAUAGUAUCUUCCUAUAUAUUCAAGUUUCUUUAAUUAUUAAUCGAUUGGGCACCAAAGAAAUGAAAUCAAGACCAAGACAGAUCGAUCCAACAAAACCAGUACUGAUCUCUAACAGUUUAGAAGCAUUCACUAAUGCAGAAGGACAAGAAGCAGACAUAAAAAAUACAGAAUAAAUCAUUACUCCUGAUCAACUCUUAAAAGAAAAGUAAAUUGCACACAUUCAAUCAAUUACUUAUAAGGAGCAAGUAUAACAUUUUCAUACUACUUGAUUGUUGUUUAUAACAACUUGCUUCUCUAUACCCGCCAUAUUUAUUUUUAUAUUAUACUCAUUAUUAUUUAGACCUAAAUAAUUUGAGGAGCCCACAUUAAAAUCACAACUUCCUGCUAAAUGUCGUGAAGAUUACAUCUCAUACAAGGCUCCUGUAUAUCCAGAUGGCACAGCUUAUGAAUUAACUGAAGAGGAUAUUCAUUUCCUAUCAACAAUCAAUGAAAAACUAUAACAUCCUGUUCAUAUUGAAGACUUUGAAUAAUAUUUAGCACUUCUUGACUAAAAAAGUGGAAAAGAUGUAGAAAUUGACUUUACAGAAUUUCUUAAGUUAAAAUUACCCUUACCCAAGACCAUUAAUAUAUAAAUGUAAUCUACUUAGGAAUUAUUAUAUGCCUACUUUAAAAAAUAGAGAUAACAUUUUUCUCGCUCUCUAACCAGAUAUCUUAUGCAUCCCUAUUAUGAAGACAACAAUCCUCAUCUAGCCUUUCGUCCUCGUUCAUAACCUAUGGAUAGAACUAUGAAAUUAAGACGAGGCAAUCUUUAAAACACAAGAGGUGUAAUAGAAAUGGAGAAUGUAGGAUAGAAGAUUGUUAUGUUAAAGAAAGAUCUAUUAAUGGUUUCAAAUUUGAUUGAUUAAAGUUUAUAAAGAGAAAAGGCUAUGGAAAUUGAUAGAAGAUUUAAUUUUUGUAAAUUUAUCAAAGAAUUUUUGGAUUAAUCUAAAAGGGAAAAAGAUAAUAAUUCAGAAAUUAAAUAAUGGCCUAAAGAUUGUUUUGUUAGAGAUUGUUCUGAAAAAUGCUCUAUUAAUAUAGUAGAAAAGUCUGAAGAGAUGUUUGAUCAUAUUACAAAAGAAAUUUUACAUUGGAAAGAGUAGAAUGAAAUUUAAAAAAGAGAUAAAUUAAAAAAAGAAGAUUAAAUUGUUAGAUAUGAAAAAUAAAUUGAAGAUUUAAUUAUAGAAAAACAAAAAUAUGAAGAAAAACCUAUUGUAUAACCACCACCACCUAUUGUAUAACCACCUAUUGUUCCACCACCUAUUCCUGUGAUUCCUCAAGAACCUCCUGAUGAAAAAUCUGAAAGUGUUGCUAGAUUUUUGGCUACUUUAUAUUUAGAGGCUAGAAAAUAUUAAUUAACUUUUGAUUAGGUUCUAUCUGAUUCAUUUCCAAUUUAUAAAAUACAACAUCAAUAGCAACCACUCAAUUCUAAAAGUAUUUUCCCUUUUUCAUUGAUGCAAAUUGAAGGAAAUGAUUUAGUCUAUAAAGUUAAAAAAGAUAAUUGUUUGGAGAAAAAUGAUAAAGCUUAUUGGGAAAAUUACACAGAUCCAUCAUUAUCAAAUACAUUAUAUUAUUAGAAUGACUAUUUUAAAUAAAAAGUUAAUGAUAUCAUGGAAAUGGCUGAUAUGGAUUAAAUGGUUUAUGCUUAAGGUUAAGAUGAUGAUAAACAAGAUGAAGAUGAUAAAUUAUUCAAAAAGAAAGUAAAAGGAAGUACAACUAGACUAACUGGUUCUAAUGGAGGAUAAAUUAAAUGA
This is a messenger RNA of Paramecium pentaurelia, 1893 nucleotides long. NCBI's taxonomy places the organism in Eukaryota, Ciliophora, Oligohymenophorea, Peniculida, Parameciidae. The record is from the annotation of a GenBank genome assembly.